AUGUGCAAACUUGCGCAUUGAUGAAACAGCUAUUGAAAUACAUUUCAAAGUAAGAUUUUUCAACACACAACUGUGUCAUUUCCUUUCCAGAUGCUGACAUACUAUGUGAUAAAGAUUUUAGGUUUCAAUUGUAAAGAGGGGGAAGUGGAUAAAUCAGUGCUGCCUCCUUUACCAGCAAUGACAAAAGAGACCACAGAGCAACAGAGGCUCUGCCCUGAUGAACCAGAGGAUGCUGACACCUACUCAGAGUCUGUGAAAUUCGAUGCUCGCUCGAUGACAGCAUUGCUUCCUCCCAAUCCUAAAAAUGGCCCUUCCCCUCAGGAGAAGCUGAAAUCCCUCAAAACUGCCCUAGUUGCCCUCUACCUUCUUGUGUUUGCCAUUCUCAUACCGCUCAUUGGGAUAGUGGCAGCCCAUCUUAGGAAUUGGGAAAUGAAGAACUGCUUAGUUGGUUCAAGUAACACAAGUGAUACAUCUCAAAGUCUGAUUGGAAAAGAAAACACCAGUAAAGCUGAAAUGAGAUUUACAGUUGCCUUGGAACACAUGAAGGACAUGGAAGAGAGAAUCCAAAGCAUUUCAGACUCAAAAGCCAACCUCAUAGAUGCAGAACGCUUCCAGAACUUUAGUGUGACAAUCGACCAAAGACUUAAUGAUGCUCUUCUGCAGUUAAGUUCCUUGAUUUCAUCAGUCCAGGAACAUGGGAACUCACUAGAUGAAAUCUCCAAAUCCUUGCUGAGUCUGAAUACCACACUGCUUGAUGUCCAGCUCAAUACAGCAACCCUGAAUCACAAAGUCAACGAGUCUACAGUGAAGCAGCAGGAGGAUAUCAGUAAGUUAGGGGAACGUGUGCGCAAAGUGUCAGCAGAAAUCCAGUCUGUGAAAGAAGAACAAGAGAGCGUGGAACAGGAAGUAAAACAGGAAAUGAAAGUACUGAAUAACAUCACUAAUGACCUCAGACUGAAGGACUGGGAACACUCACAGACAUUGAAAAACAUCACCUUAAUUCAAGGACCUCCUGGACCCCCAGGUGAAAAGGGAGAUAGAGGACUCAUUGGACAAAGUGGUCCACCUGGCAUUCCAGGUCCUCCAGGCCUUAGAGGUGACCGGGGGCUCACAGGCCUCCCUGGAAUGCGCGGAUACCCAGGGGCACCUGGAAAGGCGGGGAGGUCAGGAUAUCCUGGACCAAAAGGCCAAAAAGGAGAAAAGGGGAGUGCAGGCAUAUCAAGAUCAGUGUAACUCCCUGAUCAUAUUGGGACAAGAUCCUUUUAAGAUCAGGUGGGUUGGGCAGAGCACUCCACUGUCAUCUCCUUAAAAGGCCUUUGACCUCUGGACAAGCCAUCAGCACAACUGACUUCCGGGAUCUUUUUGCACGUCCUUCAAAAUGAACUUGGUUCCUGUGUCAUAUCAUGCCUGGCUUCUAAACAUGGCUUCCUCUCCUGACUCUGGGUGCAGCUCGGGCACCCAAAGCCAUAUGUACACCAUCAUGCACUCUGCUCCAGUGACCCUCAUCCCCUGUCACCCUUCACCUCGAUGUACCCAUGAGCUGACUAGUGGGAUGUUCCUGCCUCCUUCAGACCUUCUACUGUUCACUCACCUAAUCUUGUGGAAUACAAUUUAACCCAUUUGGUUCUAAAAGAAACUAUAUGGAUACUGAUUAACUAUGGGUUCUUUAAGCUCAAGAAGAAAGUCUAUCCAUUGUGUAUGUUUCAGAGCCAGACAUAACAAUAAAUAUAUUUUCUCUAACCUUAGAGAUAUAAAUAUACCAGUUAUAAACAAACCAGAGAAAACUAUCCUAGGAAAAUAAUAGGGCUGUACAGACAUUGAGAGGAGAUAAAUAAUCUUAGUGCCUUUGUAUAUUAAAAAUAACUUUAUUUUAUUGCGUGUUUCACUUUCCUACCUUAUUAUUCUCCAAAUCAAAUCAUAUAUAUAUAUAUAUAUAUAUAUAUAUAUGAGAGAGAGAGAUUAAAGCAGAAUUUGAAUAAUUUCUUCAAUAUAUUUGAAUGAGAAACAAACCUAAUACUUCAGUAAUUGCCUAUUCAUUUCAAACAAAAACAUUUUGAUCUUGAAAAAUCAAUGUUUAUUUUUAUUCUAUAAAGCUCUUUACAUUUACUUGCAUUUUAUGUUUUAAGUGCAUAUACUGGAAAAUAAAUAUUGAAAUUUAAGUGGAGAUAUUUUGAAUAAGUCAUAAAAAGAGAAAAUGCAAAACAAGAGAAGGAAAGAAAAGAAAAUACAGGAAUAAUAAAGAUAUAAGAUCCCAUGUUGUUUUCAUGUUGCUGCCUCUCCAUGAGCUAACAGAGCAUAUUUCCCAGGAUUUUCCUUUCUUUCAUGUUUUAACACUAAACCCUAAGAUCCACAGCAUGAAGAUAGCAGCAGACUUCUAAUUGUAUGCCUGUGUAUCUCACUUUUUCCAUUUUCUGCUCUGCCGAAUGAUAUCACUUCCUACCUCACAGGGUUGUUGUGGGGACAAAAGUAUGUGUGUGAAGAUGUUCUGUAAAAUCAUAAAGACCUAUAAAGUCAUAGGAAUGGUUCACAGCAGUCUUACUGAACAUAACAGCUGUUCUUUCCUGUUUUUAUACAGACAUGUUAAAUCUCUAAUCAUAUUAGGGCAGAAAGAAAAAAUGGAAAUGCCAGGAGCCAAGUAUAUGUCUCCAGCAAAAAGAGAGAUGUUAGAGAAUAAGACAAGAUUUUUUUAUGUUAGAUGGAAGAGCAGUGCAAGUGUGCCCAGAUCACAAAUCAGUGAAUUUGUCUUAGCAAAGCAGAAGAGCAUUAGUUAUAAGUAAGUGAAGCAUCUAAACCAGAGGCCAUGUCUGUUGACAGAGAUCAGAACAAAAUGUCAAAUUAAUAAAACAAAAAUCUGGACUUCAAAACACUUGUCUGAGCCCACAACAUUUGUUGAGAAAGUUCUGAAAAGGGUGGCAAUGAAUUGGUAUUGUCACUAGGUAGUAGGGUGCUUCUGUGCUUGCAUGCCACCAAGACAUAAUCAAACCUGGUCCUGAAGGAAAAGAAAAGGGAAUGAGCAAGUGAUCAUGAUCCUCUGCAGUAUUAACAGACCAGUUAUUCUGUGAAAACAUCUAGAGAAAAUUGGAUUUGUGCCUGUGGCUUAAUUGGCCUGUGCUGUGGAGUAUGUGUGACUCUUUUCUUGUGCCAGAAGGCAAUGCUGUGGACAAUUUUGGCUCCAUACAGAACAGCCCUGGUCCCAGAUGUGCUGGCAGACAAACUGUAGGAAUUCAGAUCUCAAGUCAUCUAUCUUCCAAAGCUAAGCAUGGAUGGUAAAGUGUGGAAUACUAACCUGAACUUCUCACAUUAAUAGAGAAGACUCUGUGUUUCCUUUUAGAUAAAAGUAGAUUCUGAAUGCCCCAUUCAAAGGCAUCAAUCAUCCCAACUUUUAUAAUGUAAAAUGAACAGUGGCAAAUAGUACGUUCUGUUGCCAUACUAACUAGGAAGGGUGUUUUUGUCAAGCAAGGGAGCCAUGUGAGCAAACACUGCGAGGCACCAUCUGAAAGAGUCCUAAUGCUUAUCUGUGGUGUGUCAGCAUGCUCUGGUCAUGAUCAAGAAGAGAGAUAGAAUGUGAAUUUUCAGUGUCUUAGUCUGAAACUUGUACAAUCAUAUGACAAAAAAAAAUGUAUUUGCUUUGAUUUAUACCGAGAACUCAACUCAAUCAUAAAUAAACUUCUGAUCUU
Peromyscus californicus insignis is the source of this 3677-nucleotide messenger RNA. RefSeq names its product macrophage scavenger receptor 1 (gene Msr1). Lineage: Eukaryota; Metazoa; Chordata; Mammalia; Rodentia; Cricetidae. The record is from RefSeq and is a predicted model, not a curated record. The transcript has 9 exons. Gene Ontology annotation, biological process: receptor-mediated endocytosis. Gene Ontology annotation, molecular function: scavenger receptor activity. Bases 91 to 1233 code for a protein of 380 amino acids. Gene Ontology annotation, cellular component: membrane.